AUGGGCCGGGCGUGGGCCUGCGGGAGCGGGGCGGGCCCUCCUGCGGCUGCUGCGCCCCGCGGAGCCGGCUGGUCCGAGGAUAACGUGGAAAGGGCAGACGCUUUACAGCUGUCCGUGGAAGAAUUUGUUGAGCGAUACGAAAGACCUUACAAGCCGGUGGUUCUGCUGAAUGCCCAGGAGGGCUGGUCUGCGCAGGAGAAAUGGACUCUGGAGCGCCUGAAAGGGAAAUACCGGAACCAAAAGUUCAAGUGUGGCGAGGAUAAUGAUGGCUACUCCGUGAAGAUGAAGAUGAAGUACUACAUUGAGUACAUGGAGGGCACCCGGGAUGACAGCCCUCUUUACAUCUUUGACAGCAGCUAUGGUGAACACCCCAAAAGAAGAAAACUUUUGGAAGAGUAUAAGGUGCCCAAGUUUUUCACUGAUGACCUUUUCCAGUACGCAGGGGAGAAGCGCAGGCCGCCUUACAGGUGGUUUGUGAUGGGGCCACCACGUUCUGGAACUGGGAUUCACAUUGACCCUCUGGGAACCAGUGCCUGGAAUGCCUUGGUUCAGGGCCACAAGCGCUGGUGUCUGUUCCCAACGAGUACUCCCCGAGAACUCAUCAAGGUGACCCGAGAAGAAGGAGGGAACCAGCAAGAUGAAGCAAUUACUUGGUUUAAUGUUAUUUAUCCUUGAACACAGUUUUCAACCUGGCCCCCUGAAUUCAAACCUCUGGAAAUCUUACAAAAACCAGGAGAGACUGUCUUUGUACCAGGAGGCUGGUGGCAUGUUGUCCUCAAUCUUGACACCACCAUUGCUAUCACUCAGAAUUUUGCCAGCAGCACCAACUUCCCUGUUGUGUGGCACAAGACGGUAAGAGGGAGGCCAAAGUUAUCAAGGAAAUGGUAUAGGAUCUUGAAGCAGGAGCACCCUGAGCUGGCAGUCCUGGCAGAUUCGGUUGACCUCCAGGAGUCCACAGGCAUCGCCUCCGACAGCUCCAGCGACUCUUCCAGCUGCUCUAGCUCCAGCUCCUCUGACUCGGACUCCGAGUGUGAGUCUGGGUCUGAAGGUGAUGGGACAAUGCACCACAGGAAGAAGAGGAGGACGUGCAGCAUGGUGGGAAACGGGGACACCACCUUGCAGGACGACUGCGUGAGCAAAGAGCGCGGCUCUUCCAGGAUUAGGGACACUUGUGGAGGCCGGGCUCAUCCCUGAGCAGAUAAAGAGAUGCUCCUUGAGGUGGCUCCCGUGUGUGCUGCUGGCUGCCACCCAGCUCAGUUCUCACAUCUGCUCCUACCUUCUCCUUUGUCUUCUUUGAAUUUGGACCUUCCUUCUCUGGUCUGAGCUCCUAUCUUCAGCCGAAUGCUGGUUUUACUGCUUCCCAAGACUAGAUUGUCAAGAAGU
This is a messenger RNA of Sciurus carolinensis (gray squirrel), 1383 nucleotides long. Its product is annotated as bifunctional arginine demethylase and lysyl-hydroxylase JMJD6-like. Gene Ontology annotation, molecular function: P-TEFb complex binding; histone H4R3 demethylase activity. Lineage: Eukaryota; Metazoa; Chordata; Mammalia; Rodentia; Sciuridae. The transcript is spliced from 2 exons. The record is from RefSeq and is a predicted model, not a curated record. Gene Ontology annotation, biological process: phagocytosis. Gene Ontology annotation, cellular component: cytoplasm; nucleus.